AUGGUCAAGUGGGCCGUGGAGUUAGGGGAGUACGAUGUGGAGUAUGAGCCGAUAACGGCAAUCAAAGCACAAGCUCUGGCGGAUUUCAUCCAAGAAACCACUCGCCGACCUAUGCAAGAAUUUUGGGUCGCCUUUGUUGAUGGGUCGGUUACCAAAGAAGGGUGCGGAAUUGGGGUGUACAUCAUCUCGCCAGGAUAUGGGAUAUAUCAAUUUGCUAUCAAAUUCACCUGCCAGAUGUCCAACAACGAGGCCGAGUACGAAGCUGUGGUCAGAGGGGAACAUAUUUUGUCAGAACUGAAGGCUGAAUGUGUUAUCAUCAGGACGGAUUCCCAGUUAGUAGCUCAACAACUGUCGGGGGCCUACCAUGUCAAGGAUCAGCGGAUGAAGGCAUAUCACUGCAAAAUCAGUGAUAUGAAGCAAAAGUUCAUGGAGUUUAAGAUCGAACAGAUUUCCCGGGAAGAAAACACCAAGGCCGACCUACUGGCGCGCAUGGCCAGCGUGGUGGAACAAACAUGGAAUGAAGAGAUCAUCUUGCUCUGUGAUACCAGAGAAAUGGGGACUUCACAAGUUAUCUCGGUGGAAAUAAGAGAUGACUGGCGGGCUCCAAUUAUACAUUUUCUCAAGACAGGGGAGCGGUUGAGCAGAGAAUCCGAUCAGAGGGCUCGCUACGAGAAUUAUUGUUGCUAUGGUGGUCACACGGGAUUCCAAGUUCUCGUAUGCAAAAUCAUUCGGGCAGGGUUCUAUUGGCCUAACAUCAACAAAGGCGCCAGGGAAUUCAUCCGCAAAUGCGAGGCCUGUCAGAGACAUACAGGAAGAAUCAACGUCCCGGGGGAAACCAUGGGAGUCAUGUAUGCUGCAUGCCCAUUCGACAAAUGGGGCAUAGAUAUCGUUGGAAAGUUGCCCACGGCACCAGGGGGCAAGUGUUUCCUCAUAGUGGCAGUAGAUUAUUUCUCCAAAUGGGUCGAGGCCGAGGCCGUGGGGAAGAUCGACGAGCGUUUCGUGUUCGUAGCUCAUCCUCAAGCGAAUGGGCAAGUGGAGCUAGCAAACAGAUCAAUUUGCGAAAGCAUCAAAAAGCGGUUGAAUCAGAGCAGAGGGAAAUGGGUCAAGGAGUUGGACACCGUCCUUUGGGCCUACCGAACUAGCCCAAAGACGAAAACAGGAGAGGCGUCUUUCACCCUGCUCGAUCUUGUGGAAGCACAGAGGGAAGAAGCUCAGAUCAGAGCAGCGAAGUACAAAAGCAUCAUUAAGGCGGGAUACGACAAGCGGGUCAGAGCAAGGAAGUUAGCCAAGGGCGACCUAGUCCUCAAAAGAGCCGAUGCACUGAAGCCAGUGGGCAAAUUUGAACCCACUUGGGAGGGCCCCUUCAUCAUCACCGAGGUCCUGGGCGGCGGAGCGUACAUUCUGUCGGAUCCAGACGGCAGAGCUCUUCCUAGACCAUGGAACAUCAAUACUUUGAAAAAGUUCUACGUGUAA
This is a messenger RNA of Salvia miltiorrhiza (redroot sage), 1473 nucleotides long. RefSeq lists its product as uncharacterized. The transcript has 4 exons. Gene Ontology annotation, molecular function: RNA-DNA hybrid ribonuclease activity; nucleic acid binding. The record is from RefSeq and is a predicted model, not a curated record. Bases 1 to 1473 code for a protein of 490 amino acids. Lineage: Eukaryota; Viridiplantae; Streptophyta; Magnoliopsida; Lamiales; Lamiaceae.